Messenger RNA from Sphenostylis stenocarpa, 1383 nucleotides. The record is from the annotation of a GenBank genome assembly. NCBI's taxonomy places the organism in Eukaryota, Viridiplantae, Streptophyta, Magnoliopsida, Fabales, Fabaceae.
AUGGCGGCGUCGAAUUACGAAUACCCAAGGCUCCAGCGCCCGGAAAUAGUUGCAAUCUUAGCGCAGUUCCAGAUCGCUAACGUCACCGAGCAGGACCUCUCCAAACCCAACCCUGACUUCAUCUCCGACCUCUACAGCCGCGUUCUCUUACAUCUCGGCGUUCCCCACGAGGAAGACAACGGGCAACUUGACUUCGACGCCCUAGAGCAUCUUGAAAACCCCGAUUUCCAUGUCGAAUCCGUUAGCGUCAUCAAACUCUUCAACAAGAUCAAGGAGGUUCUCACCGACAUUGAGUGCCCUCGCAAAUUCACCUUUGGUGAUCUCCUCCUGCCGGAUCCUCACCGGACUGACAUCUUCCUCGGCGCUCUUCUCAAUUUCUUCCUCGACAGGGACGCGAGAAUGAACACCGUGUCGGAGAUCGUGAACGAAUUUAAUGCUCUGGAGGUGCAGCAAGCGGAGUUGGAGAACGAGAUUUUGGAGUUGAAACGGGAGAUUGCGGAAUGCAAUGAGGCGAGAGAGAGGGAGAUGCCUCUUGUUCAGGAGGUGGAGGCGAAAGUUAACGAGCUGAAGCAAUCGAUUGCGGCGCUGAACAACAACCAGAGUUCGUUGAGGAGUACUUGGAGGAAGUUGAAGGAUAGGACUGGGGAAAUGGAUCAGAAGAUUUCUAAUGCUGAAUUUACGUUGGUACAAAAUGUUCAAGAAAAUGCAAAUCUACGUUCAAAAAUCGCUCAAUCACCUGAUAAAGUGCAGAGAGCUUUAGAGGAAAAGAAAUUGGCGCGAGAAGAGGCAAGGAAUGCUGAAAGAUUAGCAAUGCAAGCUUAUCACGAGAAGACUGCCCUUGUUGAAGUUUUUUCCAAGGUAUACAAGAAAAUGUCAAAACACUGCAAGUUGAUGCAGGAUAUACAGGAACAGGUAAAUUCUGGUAAAUCUAUUGAAAAGGAUCUUAAAGCAUUGAAAGCUAAAUUUAGCGAUGAAGAAAUGUUGGAGAAGUCACUUGAGGCCAGAUUGGUUGAAAGACAAAGUAAAGUUGAGCAGAUGGAAGAACUGAUGAAACAGUCGGAGAAAGAGUGCAGUAUUAUGUGGGAAGAAGCAACUAGAUAUUUAAGGAGUAUAAAAUCAGAGGUGGAAUCUAAGAGUUCUACUACAGAAGCAAGGCAGAGAAAUGUUGAGAAUGUGCUAUCUGAGGCGGAUGCCAUAAAUAGUAAAAUUGCAUCAGUAAAAGAAUCUGCAGCAGUUGAAGUGGAACGGUUAAGCCGCAAAUGUGAAGAGUUAGUUGAAGCGUUUCACAAGUACGCAAAUCCGAUUGCAGAUAUGAUUGAAUCUGGGCAAAAGAGAUUGAAGGCCACUCAAGGAGGUGGAUCUGACAUUUCAGUUUCGGUUUGA